This is a messenger RNA of Enterobius vermicularis (human pinworm), 936 nucleotides long. Lineage: Eukaryota; Metazoa; Nematoda; Chromadorea; Rhabditida; Oxyuridae. The record is from the annotation of a GenBank genome assembly.
AUGAAAAAAGAUUAUGUUGAUGCUGUAGAAACAAAGUAUUCUAGGCAGUUGGAGUCUGUUAACUUUUCACAAGCGAAACCAACAUCAGAUUUUUUGAACAAAACUUUUGUCAAACACUUAAAUUUUCAACUUGACAAUUUCUUGCAAUCUUUUAAAAUUGUUGGAUCAACAGAAGAACAAACACAUUCCAAGAUAAAGAAUAUAGUGUAUCCUGAUGUUAUCAAGCCAGAUAUACGUAUGAUGAUUUUGAACGCAGUUUACUUCAGAGCCAAUUGGGCAUCGGUUUUUAAUACAGAGUUCACUUCAAAGAAACCGUUUUGUGCUGCUGAGAAGGAAGAGCGAGAGGUUGAAAUGAUGCACAAGAAUGACAAUUUAGAUUAUUAUGCUGAUGAAAAUACUCAAGUACUGGGACUUCCUUAUGUUGGAGGAGAAUUAGAAAUGUAUUUUCUGCUACCUGUUGAAAAAAUCGGCCUUACAAAGCUUUUGGCAAACAUGGAUGGGAAAAAGUUGAUGCAAUUUAUUAGAGAAGUCAAAUGGAUCAAAGUCAAGGCACAAAUUCCAAAAUUUCGUGUGGAAAAAGAAUAUGAACUAAAAGAAGUUUUGGGUAGCAUGGGAAUGGCAGAAGCCUUUAUGCCAAGUGCGAAUUUCAGUAAAAUGAGCACGGAGCCGCUUUAUAUAUCAAAGGUUAUUCACAAGACUUUCAUUGAGAACUCGCUCGUCACUGCCGGUACUAAUAUUACUGCUCAUAAAUUAACCCUCGUGAAUACGGCUGAGCAAAGUGAUAAUGUAGCUGUGCUUUGGGACGAUAAUCCCCAUUUGUCGAAAAAAAAGACAGUAAAGGAAGGCAAACAGAGGACAAUUCGUACAGCGAUCACAAUCGACUGUGACAAAAUAAUUGUGCUUCUAGAGGACAAAUCCUACUUAUCGAAAUGCUGA